AUGCUAGGAAACGAAGUCGAAACUUACGACUCAAUAUGCUACGAGAUAGGAAACGAUGAGCUCAAGCCUAAUGCACCAUGGGGAUUUGCUGUGUACCGCACCUGUUACAGCAAUGAAAUCUCAUGGCGCCAAAUGCGACAGCACAUCGAAACAUGCAUACAAGACACCCUCGGUCACCCACUUCACCAUGUUCGACGGACUCUACGCAACCGUCAUCAGGUUACUUUCAUUGAAGAUAAGCAAAGACUCGAUAGCGCCAGUCCAGUCGAAGUGAAGGUCCAAUUCGACACCUGGGCUAGACAGGAACUGGCAAAGAACUGGAAAGAGAGGCCAGAAACACCAGAGGUGGGAAUUUUCGAUGGAGGACCGCCAAGUCCGAAGCAGAUGAUGUUUUAUGGCGCUCGAUAUAACGUGUGCAUAGUGAUCGAUGACGUCUGCUUACAGUCCGUCGACGAGACACGCAAACACACCGGUCCCUUGGCCCUUCUGCUCAAGAGAGAGUGGCAACCUGUUCAUUUCAAAGAAGGCGACGAUUUGCAUCCAGAUUAUGAGGAUGGCUGGAUGAUCGAUCACGACGAAGGGCCAAAUGGUUGGAAUUGGAUGUAUGUCCGCGCAUCUAGUUAUAUUCAACACUACAACAAUCUCAAUGAAUGGUAUAACGAAUGGGACGAGGAUCAUAUGUUCAUGUACCCGUCCGUGGUCUACGAAGAGUUGGGUUUGAAGAGAUCGCCGGGGUUUUGGAGACAAAAGACUAAUGCCCAUGAGGAGAAGUAA
Molecule: messenger RNA, 774 nt
Organism: Colletotrichum aenigma
Lineage: Eukaryota; Fungi; Ascomycota; Sordariomycetes; Glomerellales; Glomerellaceae
Exons: 1
Coding region: 1-774 (257 amino acids)
Source: RefSeq, a predicted model, not a curated record